AUGGAAGGCGAAGAAGCGCUUGGGCAGCCGAUGGGUGGGGAGGGAGGAAGCAGAGGAAGGGGCAGGGGCGGAGGUCGUGGCGGCAGCAGGGGCGGGCGGGGUGGCAGGCGGCCGCGUGCAUCGAGCGAAAGCGGCGAAGGGGGCGAGGCAUCCUCCAAGACUGCUAACAAAAAGCCGCGCAGAGAAAUACCCAAGGACAGCCCCAUCCUCGCCCUCUUCCAGUCCUACUCUGCCACACUCGACGAUCUCAACGACAGGCACGAGCGGCUGGUCAAGCUGUCGCGGGACCUGACGAUUGGCAGCAAGCGCCUCAUCUUCCUGCUCCAGCGCAAUGACGAACGCUCGGCUCUCCUCCAGCAGGCCGACACCGACCUCGCUGUCAUCCUCACCACCCUCGAGAAGAUCGUGGCCGAGCUCCAAGGCACGGGGCGCCCACGCCAGGAGUACUGGCGGUAUCGCCGCGCCUUCAGCCCCGGCCUGCAGGAGUUCAUCGAAGCGGUGUCGUUCCUCCACUACAUCAAGCACGCCGCCCUCAUCACCCGCGAGGAGGUGGAGGAGGUCAUCCGUGCCGGCACCCCCAACCACGUCGCUUUCUUCGUCAACGACGAGGACUACCUGCUGGGCAUCGCCGAUCUUACGGGAGAGCUCAUGCGAAAGGCCAUCGGGGCGAUCAACGCAGGCGAAGUUGAGGAAGCGCACGCCAUCCGCGGCUUCAUCCAAGCCAUCUACGAGGGGUGGCGGUGGUGGUGGGUGCGAGCUGACAUGUCAUGGUUGGCACAACGCGAAGGCUUCCAGCAGCUCACGACCGACAAGAAGAACGACCUGCGACAAAAGAUCGGGGUCAUGGAGAGUAGCGUCAAGAAAGUCGAAAACGCCUGCCUCGCCCUCUGCAUCCAAGGCGUCGAGAAGCUCGCCCUCCUCGGCACCCCCACCGAGGACUAA
This is a messenger RNA of Acanthamoeba castellanii str. Neff, 942 nucleotides long. RefSeq lists its product as uncharacterized. The coding region runs from base 1 to 942 and encodes 313 amino acids. Gene Ontology annotation, cellular component: nucleus; cytoplasm. Gene Ontology annotation, molecular function: sequence-specific DNA binding; RNA endonuclease activity; RNA binding. The record is from RefSeq and is a predicted model, not a curated record. Lineage: Eukaryota; Discosea; Longamoebia; Acanthamoebidae. The transcript is spliced from 6 exons.